AUGGGCAUCUUAGGUGACUCUAAUUCAGGAUUGACUCUUGGAAAUGUAGCUCAUGCAACCUAUUCAGCUAAAAACCCUAACCCUAUUGAGCAAGCAUCAGUAGGGUUUGUGACCCACAAACCUUUCGAUCUUUGCCCUAGGGCGCUAACUCCACCGGUUUCAACAUCUCAUCCAUCUUCUUCAACUGGAUUUGGGGCUAAUAGUCCAAAUUCAAACAAGAAGCUUCAUCUGGAAGCAAAAGAGCAUGUCGGCCAUGCUCUGCAACAAGAGGUAAAUGUCUCGAACCAUAUCCCUAAAACCUUAAUCAACGCCAGAGGUGCUACAUACUUAGAAGGGGAUCCCAACAUGGGAUAUAGUGAGGAUGAUACUAAACCUAGGCAUCCUAUCUCUCCCAAACAUCGGCUGCAUCAGUCGUUACCUACACACUCUAAACCGACUCAAAAUCUACCUAAACCCAAGCCUAAAAACUGGGCUUCCUUACUACAAUCCCAAAGUCCUUCAAUGAACAUGAAACUAGAAUUCUUUCCUGAACUUUUAAGAGGGAAGCAAGCCCAGGUUGAGAUUGACAUCAAACUUACUGAUGUCGGUAAGUGGAACAAAUACUUAAUGGGUCAUUUCCUUGAUGGGAAAAUGCUGUACCCCUUAGUUGUUUCUACAGCCAGGUAUCAGUGGAAGGAACUGUUUGUGGCUGUUAAGCCGGAUGUUGGAGGAUGCUAUCUCUUUGAAUUUAGAGAUGAACAAGCCAAACAACAAGUAUUAGAUGGUGGUCCAUACUUUUUCUCACAAAAAUACCUAGUCCUCAAAGAUUGGCAUCGAAUGAUGAAACCGGUUAAAGAGCAACCUUCUCAUGUUCCAGCAUGUAUUAGAUUGCGUAAUCUGCCUUUAGAGUUAUGGAAUCAAGAGUGUUUGAGUAGGGUGGCUAGUACCAUAGGUAAACCAUUACAUGUAGACCAAGCAACCGCUAAAACCUCAAGGCAACUAGGUCUCCUCCAAACUAAGUCAACCAGUGCUAGAAUUUGCAUCGAGAUUAGUGUUGAACAUGAACUUCCUGAAGAUGUGAGAAUGACUGUGGAGGGAGAGUCAGUCAUGGUGCCUAUAGAAUAUCAAGUAUUGCCUUUAAUGUGCAAGCAAUGCCAAGUUUUUGGCCAUUCUACUGCUCAAUGCUCUAAGAAGUCAUCCUCAACAUCCAGUCAGCCUAAUCAAGAUGGGACCAUAGUGAGUAAUGGCACACACAGGAAUCACCCUACUCAGUUAAACCCUUGUACUACGUCAUCUGCCUCACCUCCUUCCUCCAAGCUUGUUGCCACUCCUACUGUAGAUGAUUCAAAGGAUGAAUCGAAAAAGGUGCUUGAAAGUAUAGUGAGCAGUUCUCAAGAGACACUGAUCUUGUCCCAAAAUGAAGUACCAAUCCCUCAACUAGAGGAGGCUGUCAACACUCAUAAAGAACUAGAUUCAUUGUCUCAACAAAAGCUUCUAGUCACUCAUGUACACAAUGGCACCUUACAAGAGGAGGAUGGCAACAAUAAGGUAACAACUUCCUUUAGUGAGCAGAAUGCAGCAGUAAGCCCGAUUCUUGUGGGUCCAGUCUCCAGAUCAGUAGCUAAGAAAGCUACCAAAAUUGUUGCUAAACUGAAGGAUAAAGCACCUCCCGACUCUAGUGGCAUUUCAGACAUCAAGCUAAUGUUGGGAGGGUCUAACAAAGCAGGGCAGUUUGGGAGGCAGAAGAACUCUAAUUUAUAUGGAUUGCUUAUCUAUUCAUUUUGGAUUUUGGAACCUAAGGGGCAACAAUUGUGGUCAAAUUUACAACAGCUUUGUGUUGUAACCCCUUGGGUAGUUUUAGGGGAUUUCAAUGCAGUCAAGAAUCCAACAGAAAAAGUAGGGGUAGAUAGAUCUUGGUUGCCUUGGGUGGAGGAGUUUAAUUCCUGCCUCCGAUCAACUGAAUUAGUUGAUCUUAGAUACUCUGGUUGUCACUACACUUGGUCUAAUAAACAACUAGGGGAUGCCAACAUUAGCACCAAGAUUGAUAGGGUUCUGGUAAAUGAAAGUUGGAACAAAGAAUUCUGUUGGUCCAAUGCUCAUUUUCUCAAUCUUGGAGUUUUUGAUCAUUCCCCUGCUGUUGUGUACUUGACAACUGCCUCACCUCCAAGGAAAAAACCGUUCAGUGAAUUGUCCUCAAGGGUGGCUUCCUAUAAACAACAAUUGGAAGUCAUUCAAAGAGAGUUGGGUUCCAAUCCUAGUGACCCCGCGAAGCAGGCCAUUGAAAGGGACCUAUGCAAGCAGUACCUAGUGUAUGCUAGGGUUGAAGAAAGUCUAGCCAAGCAAAAGUCAAGGAUUCAAUGGCUCAAGUUGGGGGACCAAUGUACUUCAUUUUUCUUCAAAACCAUUAGUAACUCUUGGAAUAGGAACAAAAUUUCUAGUUUGAUUUUGGAGGAUGGAUCAGUUACCUCGGACAUUGAGUUAGUGAAGCAUUCCUUCAUUAACUACUACACAAAAUUGUUAGGGACCAAACAUUUGAGUGAUUACUCAGGCUCAUCCAGAGUGAACCAACUCAUUACUAAGAAACUCUCCCAUUCUCAAAGUUUGGAUAUGGUGCUUCAACCUGUCAUAGGCCACGAGGUGACCUCGGUUGUUAAACUUUUCUUCAGAUCUGGUCAACUUUUGAAGAAGGCAAAUGCUACCUUAGUUGCCCUAGUACCUAAAGUCCCCAAUCCCUCUAAGGUGGGGGAUUACAGACCCAUCUCUUGUUGCAAUGGUAGGAGAAUAGCCGAUAAUAUAUUCCUUACUCAGGAAUUAAUGAGGGGUCACCACAAACACUCUUCAUCCCCUAGAUGUGCCAUGAAGGUGGAUAUCAUGAAGGCUUAUGACAAUGUCAGAUGGGAUUUCCUCUGGGAUGUCCUAAUUUCCAGGAAUUUUCUUCCUAAGAUAAUCCAAUGGUUGAAAGCCGGUGUUUCUACAACCAAUUACUCAUUGUGCUUCAAUGGUGAAGCAAUAGGGUACAUCCCUAGGCGGAAAGGUUUAAGACAAGGGGAUCCUUUGUCCUCUUACCUAUUUGUAAUAGUCAUUGAGGUCCUGACUUGCAUCCUCAAGGAGAAGUCUCGCCUCCCUGACUUUAAAUUCCAUUGGAAAUGUGGUUCCCCCAAGCUAGUCAAUCUUUGCUUUGCAGAUGACCUUAUGAUUUUCUGCAAAGCUUACCACCAGGAGAUUUGGAUUCACAUCAUUCAGUUAGCAAAUCGAUUGGACCAGUCACAUUCAAAGGUCACUAUUCAAGGGGUUUAUAGGUUUAUCUUAGCAGGUAUAUACUUUAAUCUUUUCAGAGUUCCAAUUUUGAAGUGUGUACCUACUAUAUCGUGUGUUAUCCUUGUGAGUUGUGUGCUUGGGCCUCAUCCUUCUCGUUUGCAAGAGGAGGUAAUAAAUAGCAGGGGAUUCAUGUGA
Rhododendron vialii is the source of this 3432-nucleotide messenger RNA. RefSeq lists its product as uncharacterized. The coding region runs from base 1 to 3432 and encodes 1143 amino acids. The transcript has 7 exons. The record is from RefSeq and is a predicted model, not a curated record. Lineage: Eukaryota; Viridiplantae; Streptophyta; Magnoliopsida; Ericales; Ericaceae.